AUGAAUAUGGAGGAAGAGAACGACAUAACAGUGACAUGGGAGAAUUUGGAAGCUACUGUUACCAGUGGAAAGAAUAGUAAACUAAUUCUGCAUAGGCUUACAGGUUACGCUCAACCAGGGAAGCUUUUGGCUAUAAUGGGUCCUUCUGGCUGUGGCAAAUCCACCCUUCUUGAUGCUUUAGCAGGAAGAUUGGGAUCAAACAUAAAGCAAACGGGGAAGAUUCUAAUCAAUGGACACAAACAAGAACUGGCAUAUGGAACAUCAGGCUAUGUGACACAAGACGAUGCUAUGCUGUCAUGUUUAACAGCUGGGGAAACUUUGUACUACUCAGCUCAACUCCAAUUUCCAAACACCAUGUCUAAAACCGAGAAGAAGGAACGAGCAGAUGCUACACUCAGAGAAAUGGGUCUGCAAGAUGCCAUCAACACAAGGGUUGGAGGGUGGAGUUGUAAAGGUUUGAGUGGGGGACAGAAGAGGAGACUUAGCAUAUGCGUUGAGAUUCUUACACAUCCAAGACUCCUCUUCCUUGAUGAACCAACUAGUGGCCUUGAUAGUGCAGCUUCCUAUUAUGUUAUGAGUGGAAUUGCAAGUCUCAAUCUAAGGGAUGGAAUUCAAAGGACUAUUGUUGCUUCCAUCCACCAGCCUAGCAGUGAGGUUUUCCAACUUUUUCAUGAUCUUUGUCUUCUCUCUUCAGGAGAAACAGUAUAUUUUGGACCCGCGUCUGAUGCAAAUCAGUUUUUUGCUUCAAAUGGUUUUCCUUGCCCAUCUCUCUAUAAUCCUUCUGAUCAUUACCUUAGGAUCAUAAACAAAGAUUUCAAGCAGGAUGCUGACGAAGGAAUUACCAACGAAGAAGCAACCAAUAUCCUUGUCAGUUCUUAUAAAUCGUCUGAAUAUAGAAAUCACGUUCAAAAUGAAAUCGUAAAAAUAAGUGAAAACGAUUCCGGUGCAGUAGGGAAGAAGAAGAAGAAGAUGCACGCAGCAUUCCGAACUCAGUGUCUGGUUCUUCUGAAAAGAUCUUCGAUUCAAAUCUAUCGUGAUAUAAGCAAUUACUGGUUGCGUCUAAUUGUCUUCAUCGCAGUAUCUGUAAGCAUGGCUUCUAUCUUCUAUCACCUUGGCCCAAGUAUGAGAUCAAUUCAGGAACGAGGAUCGCUGCUAUGUUUUUUCGUUUCAGUUCUGAAUUUCAUGACACUUAUUGGUGGGUUCUCUCCGUUAAUGGAGGAAAUGAAGGUGUUUAAGCGAGAGAGAUUAAAUGGCCACUAUGGUGUAACAGCUUUUCUCAUAGGAAACACAUUUUCCGCAGUUCCUUACACACUAAUAAUAUCUUUGAUUCCUGGAGCUAUUGUUAAUUACCUUUCUGGACUACACAAAGGAGUAGAGAACUUUUUAUACUUUGCUUCUGUUCUAUUUGCUAUUGUGACGUGGGUCGAGAGCCUUAUGAUGGUUGUUGGGAGCAUUUUCCCAAACUUUGUGAUAGGUGUGAUCACUGCUGGUGGAGUUGAAGGAGUCAUGAUUUUAACAAGUGGGUUCUAUAGAGUGCCAAAUGAUCUUCCCAAACCAUUAUGGAAAUACCCUCUUUACUAUGUUUCCUUCCUCACCUAUGCUUUCCAAGGAUUGUUAAAGAAUGAAUUUGAAGGCUUAACAUUUUCUCAGGAUCAAGAUGGAGGUGGCAAAAGUGUUAGUGGUAGAGAUAUACUGGCUGAGACAUGGCAUGUGCAAAUGGGUUACUCUAAGUGGGUUGAUCUUGCUAUCAUGUUUGGUAUGCUUGUUCUGUAUCGAGUUACAUUCGUAGUCAUCAUUAAAUGCAAGGAGAAACUGAAACAUGCUCAUGUUGGCACUAAUCCUCAAGCCAAAGUUUUCUCCAGAACCCUCAUCAAUGAACUCUAG
Molecule: messenger RNA, 1884 nt
Organism: Sphenostylis stenocarpa
Lineage: Eukaryota; Viridiplantae; Streptophyta; Magnoliopsida; Fabales; Fabaceae
Source: the annotation of a GenBank genome assembly